AGCAAAACGCGGUCACACUGAUAACCUGGUGCUUUUAUUAGUUUUGUUUAUUUAUUAUUAUUUCUUAUUUCUCAUUUUUAACAACAACAAAAUGCCUAUUGUGGUAAAAACACAAAACGCUGGCAAAGGCGAUUGGGCCAUCAUAGAGCUGCAGGGAGACCUGGAAGUGAGGGCCAACCAGGACAUGCACGAUCAGUUUAUAGGCGAUCUUUACUACAACAAAUAUGGACAGCCUAUCCUCAUCAUUGGCCAUCACAUACUCCAAGGACGUGAACAAAAGCUGGAGAAACCCUUUGCCGUUCUAGAAAAAUCAAAGACCAACGAUGGCGAGCGACUCCUGGACACCAGCUUGGCUCCCUCGCAGGACAUGAGCCUGCUGAAUGCCACCACUGGCGCCGAGAGAACCGUCUUGGAUCACACCAUAGCCCAGGAGCACAAAAGUAGCCAGAGAACCGAGUACACUGUACGUGCCAUUUGCACCAAAAAGCUGAUUUUUAAGUCACGGCCCAAACCCAUCAUAGCUAAUGUGGCCAAAUCCGUUUGAAGUUAAUCAAAAUAUAUAUUUAUUUUCUGUUAUAAAAGAUUCCAAA
Messenger RNA from Drosophila kikkawai, 590 nucleotides. Its product is annotated as chromosome transmission fidelity protein 8 homolog. The record is from RefSeq and is a predicted model, not a curated record. Lineage: Eukaryota; Metazoa; Arthropoda; Insecta; Diptera; Drosophilidae. Gene Ontology annotation, biological process: mitotic sister chromatid cohesion. Gene Ontology annotation, cellular component: Ctf18 RFC-like complex.